This is a messenger RNA of Scaptodrosophila lebanonensis, 4378 nucleotides long. RefSeq names its product protein suppressor of sable (gene su(sable)). The record is from RefSeq and is a predicted model, not a curated record. Gene Ontology annotation, biological process: negative regulation of DNA-templated transcription. Gene Ontology annotation, molecular function: RNA binding; metal ion binding. Bases 242 to 4378 code for a protein of 1378 amino acids. Gene Ontology annotation, cellular component: nucleus. NCBI's taxonomy places the organism in Eukaryota, Metazoa, Arthropoda, Insecta, Diptera, Drosophilidae. The transcript has 6 exons.
UUUUAAUGUAUUGCAUAUUGUAUUCUGUCUAUGAGCGAAACAGAAAGAAAGGGACAGACAUAUACAGAGGCCAGGGCCACAGAAAGAGACAGCGACAGCUUGCAUAUAUAAUACACAAUUAACAAGCGAAGUCGUGAUACGUUAAGCAUACCAAAUCGAAAAUCAAAUAAGAAAUCAAGAAAAUACUUCAUAGUUUUGUUCCUAUGCCAAAUUGGCUUUGACCCACUGUACACAUAACAACAUGUCUUCUGUCGUGGCCACAAACAGCGAGAGCGCUGUGACAACACUCAUUGAUUUGGAUGAGGAUCUUGAGGAUGGUGAGAUUGAUGACGAUGAUGAUGAUGAGCCACAGCUGGUUGGCUCCAGCAAAUCAAAGACUGAGCGAGACAAGCACGAUGACGAUGAUGUGCAAUUUGUGGCCAUGGACACAGCCGACAAGCAUAACCCAGAUGAUGAUAUUAUUUUUAUGGGCAUGGUCAACAGUGGUGGUGGCGGCGGCGCAGCUGCAACACCGCCAGAGAACAGCAACAACAGCAGCAGCAGUAAAUCAAAGAAGCCACGACCUCUGGAAGACGAUCAUGCGGUCAGCAUUGAAAUCGCCAUUGCCAAUGCAUUAAAAAAGAAGGGUAUCGAACCGCCAAUGCCCAAAAUGUUGAACACCAGUUGCGAAUCCGAUGCCACAGCAACGACAAGUGCUGCUGCUUCCGUAGAUGGCCCCACUUCCGAUUCCAGUAAAGCUUUACAGCAGCAGCAACAACAAAGUCGAAGUAGUCGCCGACGGAAGCGCAAAAAGGAAAGGGAACGCGAACAAAAGAAGGAUAAAGAGCACAAGAAACGACCGCGCCAAGACUCCUUGGAAGAGGCACCGGGCAGCGAGGAUAUGGACGAGUACGAAAUGAUGAAUGUGCGAGGUGGUAGUCCACCGCCGGGUGGUGCUGCAGGUGGUGUUCCACCGUCUAGCUUGCCCCGUUUUCCCGGCGAUUGGGCGGAUAUGGCCGAAGGUGGCAUAAGUUACGAAACGGCCCAAGAUUACAGCUCCUAUGAUUCCUAUUCGGACGAUGACACUGUCGGUCCUGGAUCCAAUGCCAAUCAGCCACGGCGCCAACGCCGGGACAAGGAGAGUCGCGGUCGGAAGCGACGCGAUCGUGAUCGCGACAAUGAUCGACGACACGAUGGAAAACGCAAUCGUCGCGAUUCGGGCGGCAACACCGCCAUUGAGGAAAAACGCGAGCCCCGCAAACUGGAGCUUUGCAAAUUCUAUUUAAUGGACUGUUGUGCCAAGCGCGACAAAUGCUCUUACAUGCACAAGGAGUUCCCCUGUAAGUACUAUUACCUGGGUAUGGAGUGCCAUGCUGGUGACGAUUGCCUCUUCCAUCAUGGGGAGCCGUUGACCGAGCAGCUGCGGAAUAUUCUGCUUAAGCAUAUGGAGACCGCUCCUAAAGAGAUUCUUGGCGACUUCAAGCGCAUCUCACGUGAUCAGGCCAUGGUGCAGAUGACGAGACGGCACGAGGCCUUGUGUGAGGAGUACAAGGUGGAGAACACUUGGAACAACAUUUUGGCGAAUGCCAACAAUAGACGACAAGAACAGGUCAACCAGCAGCAGAAUCAGCAGCAACAGCAGCAGCAGCAACAAUUGAUGUCACAACCGCCACCACAAGUCGCGCAAACGGCGGCUACUUUGGCGCCCAUACCUUCGCUGCUAGACAUGGUCAUCAACCCGCCACCGAAUCUGGCCGACAAGGCGGAUAAAAAGCGUAAGUCGCGUUGGGCGGAAAAGUCUACUGCUAAUAAGUCCUCGACAACAGCAGCGGCUCUGGCAUCAGCAACAGCUUCAGCACCAACAACAGCUGCGACUGGUACAUCAGCGACGAGUUCCGCCCCCGCAGCUGGAUCUACCUGUGAAUCUUCGGACACAAAGCUACCUGCCCAUCUGGAUCUGAAGAAUCUGACAAAUGUGUUGAGCGCUGAUCACAUGUCGAAGCUAAAUAAACUGGGAAUCAGCAAUCUGGAAGAGAUGAUGCAAGUGCCUUUCGGUAAGCUAACCGAGGUGGGUCUAACGCUCGUCGAGAUUGGUGAGAUUCAGCGCAAGGCCGCCGCGGUGGCCGACACUUCAGCCGAUCAGCAAGCUGCAAAGCAAAACGACAACCCAGACACGGGCUCCAACCAGAAAAAACCGGAGACGGAUGUGAACAACGCCUCAUCAUCGAAUUCGAAUAGCAAUAGCAAUGGCUUUAUUAUGGUAGACUACACACAAUAUCUGAAGGAUGCUCAUGUGAACUUCGACCGGAACGAUCCACUAGAGGACGAUUGUGACGAUGAGGAGCAGCUGGUCAUUGAUGAUGGGAAUGAGUCGGAAGACGAGCGCAAGAAGAAGUCGUCUGCCCUACAGUUGCAAGACGAGGACGAUACACCUUUGCCAUCCGUAUUUGAUCUUCCCUCGUUUAUGAGCAACAUGCUUAAGGACAAUAAGGCCGAUCCACCCACAACAAUAGCCAACAAUAGCAGCGAAAGCAUAGCUCUUCCAACCAGCAGCACAACAACACUAACCUCAGCCACAUCACCGAGCGAGACAAAAGCCAAUGCCGAUAACUCCGGCGCUACAAUAUUUAGCAAAAUAAUCUUUGGCGAUAAGCACCCGGAUCCUGAGGCCCGGGCCGCCUUCUAUCGCGAUAUCAUUCGAAAUCCCUUUAAAACGCACAUCGGCGAUGCUGAUAAUGACAAUUCCAAUAGCGGUGGUGAGUUCUACGCCCAGCAUGAUUCACGCUCGCUGACACCAACGCCCACAGGCUCCUCCAGCACACCCGAGCCGGGCUCCCAGUCACCCAAGCCGCUGGAGGAGGUUUUAGCUGGAAAAAUAGCAGCAACAGCUGCGGAAGCAGCAGCAGUGAUUGCUGCCGGAGGAGGAGGAGCGACACCAGCCAAACCAUCGCUCUACACGCGCACCACCAUGUACGACUUUGAUCCAGUGAGGGUCGAGCAGCAGGCUGCUCGCGCAGCUGCACGUAAAGCGGACAAGGAUCUGCGACCGCAAAUGUGCGUGGGCACAGAUCGUGAUAUUGACAUGCGUCUGCCAUUCGAACCCAUGAAACACUAUUUGCCCGCCACCGAGAUUGAUGCAGCAAUCUUCUCGCACAGCCCAAUACGCUGGCAGCUGCAGGAGGUCGAUGUGGAGUUGGCCUCCUAUGCAGAGCUCCGGCUAGCUGCUGCCUACAAGGAAGAGCGCGACAUACGUGAUCCGCGCAUACGUCGCGUCCUCGGCUUGCCCGAUCAUCCCGACGGCCUGGCCCAUGAGGAGCGUGAGCGAAAAACCAGUGCCUGCAUAUCAUCGCCGGAAUCGGUGCAAAUGUCGCCAUCCGGGCGAGAUGCACAGCCUACAUCGCCGCCACCGCCAUCAGUACAUCUGCCUUCUAUGUCUGUUCCACCGCCAAUUAUGAACAUCCCACCGCCAAAUUUGCUACUCGGUACCGAAACGUCGGCCACCUCAGUACGUACAGAUCCGCGUCGUGAUCCCCGGCGAGCCCAUCUGGCUAACAGUAAUAAUAAUUAUGCCGGCGCUGCAGGAGGGGCUGCAGCUUCGGCUGGAUCCGGCGGCGGUAACCGGCAAAUCGGUGAAAUACGCAACGUACUCCAGGCAUCCAAUUGGUACAAGAAUCUCGGCUCGAACAACAAAAUAAUGGUGAAUCAGCAGCUGGCGCUUGUCUUCACGGAGCUCAAGAAGUUCCAUCAGUUGGAGCAGCCGAACAAGAUCUUCGAUGUGAGCUUUAUUGUGAAUAAUCGGACGCUGCAGCAGAUUUUCGGCCAGCUUCACAUCUACAUUGAUGACAAUGGCCUGGUGGUGCAGCUACUGGACGAUGGGCCGCCGACGAGCGGCAGUGCGGGCCCGGCCAAUACACCCGCUGCCGUCCCAAAUAUGCCGGUCAUGUUGCCCAACAUGUCACAGCCGCCGCCAAAUUUAGCAAAUCUGAUUCGCCAGCCCCCGCCCAAUCUUUGUGGACCAAUGGGGCCGACUACAUUGCUCCAAAUGGGAUUGCCGCCGUUUAAUCAACCGCCUCCGAAUGCACGGCCCCGCCUGCUGGGCAUGCCGCGAAACGUGGGCAAUAUGAUGAUGGCCGGUCUCGGGAGCGGGGCUAAUAAUCCAUUCAAGCCAUUUGGCGGAGGGGGUGGUCCUGGCCCUGGUCCUGGCAUGGGUCCUGUAAAUAUUGGAAACUUGGGCGUGCCCUUUAAUGGAAUUGGUGUUGGACCGAUGAGAAACUUCGGCGGGGGUGGUGGUAUGAAUAAUCAGGGGGGUGGAAAUCGUCACUUUGGGGGUGGUGGUGGCGUUGCGAACCGCAAUCAACGCGGCGGAGGUGGCGGCAAUCGAAGCCGCAACAACAUUUAG